ACAAGAAAUGCCACCUUCUCUUGGCUUCUCUCUCUAUACUAUGACUAUCUCUCUCCCCCUAGAAAAACGUCUCUCUUUUUAAAGCCUCCUUCGACCAUUUGUUUCCCUCUGAAUUUGCCGGAGAGAAAGGGAGGGAGGUUCAAGUAAAAGCCAAAGAUUGAAUAGAUUUUCAUCAUUAUACAUGGAUGAAUAUUCUGGCAAGAGAGCUGUUGAUGGGGUGGUUAUCACUAGAAAGGGAUCUGCCCUGGCAUUGAGAGAUGCUGCGAGUAGUAGAGAUCGAAAUGCUCAAUUCUGCAGCCGAAUUGGAUGCAGUGGCAGACCCAACUCGUUGAAAGGUACCCGAGUGAUUGGCUCAGAAAAAGGAAAAUCUUCAAGGCCCUCAUUUAGGUUCUCUUCUAACGGCAAGGAAAUAAUAGGAAAUUCAUCCAGGGGUUGUUCUGCGAUCAACACCUCAAAAAAGUCCCUUGCUGAACCUCGAAAGAGGCUGACCACUCGGCUAGAAACAGAUUCAUCUGAAACUAGUAGUGUGCAGGAUGAACCUGAAUUUCCCGAUCCUAGAACUCCUCUUGAAAAAACUCAAAGAGGGCUCCAACCUAGAUCUGAAGGUGGUGAAUCUAGUGAGGUUACAUCUGUUGAAUUGGGGAGCUCAAGUGUAGCAUUAAAUACAAGAUCUAGGAAAAAUUUCCCUCAAAGAUCAGGAUUGGGCAAUACAAAUAGUCCAGUUGGUCCCUCUGUUUCUUCAGCACCUAGAAGCACCAGCAACAAUGCCCGAGCUAAUGCCAGUAGAUAUGGUAUGAAAAAUUUCAAAUGCAAUUCUAUAGCUGAUUUCAUACCUUCCGGUUGUUCAUCAUCAGAAACUAAUGCUAGUAGAAAGAAAGAUCCAUUGAAAAAGAGAAAUUGUGAAGGAGAAAGUAGUUCCUCUGCCAGGGGAAAGAAGAUGACCGGGUCAUCAGCGGAUGGGCAGAAUUCUAUACCGAGCCAUGGCAUAUCCAUCUCAGAUUCAAGGCGGGCCAGAAAUUUCCCUACUAACCGGGAUAAUGGGAUUCCAUCAGUUAGGAAUCGGAGAUCUUUCAAUGGUUACACGAGGACAAGAGUUGCCAGUCAAGAAAAUAGAGAAAAUAGAAACAGUUUCUCACAAAAUGAGUUCUCUCUUGUUCCCCAACAAAUUCCACAAUCAGAUAUAACCAUUGACUUCAAUGAUCCUAGCUCUUCGCACCAGUUUUCAUUGGAGGCCUCCUCAAGUCUCUCAAGCUCUUACGAUCGACUGGGAAAUAGCAGUGAGUAUAUGAGAGGUAUUAGGCCAGCGAGUCCAGCAGAAGGUGGAAUGCGCUCUUUGAUCAAUCGAGAGAGCUUCCGACGCUACAAUAUGGAUGGAAUUGCAGAGCAGGUGUUACUGGCACUUGAGAGGAUAGAGCAAGAUGAAGAACUCACAGGCGAGCAAUUACUAGUUUUGGAAACAAGCUUGUUCCUCAAUGGACUUAACUUUUAUGACCAGCAUAGAGAAAUGAGACUGGAUAUCGAUAAUAUGUCAUAUGAGGAAUUAUUAGCCCUAGAAGAGAGAAUGGGUUCAGUUAGCACAGCAUUGACAGAGGAAGCAUUGUCUACAUGCCUUAAGACUAGCAUUUAUCAGUCAACACCUAUUGAGGAUGUGAUUACAGUCUGUGGUGGGGAUAAAAAUGAUGUUAAGUGCAGUAUUUGCCAGGAAGAGUACAGAGUUGGCGAUGAAGUGGGAAAGCUGGGAUGCGAGCAUAGGUACCAUGUUACGUGCAUACAGCAAUGGUUGCGGCUGAAGAAUUGGUGCCCCAUCUGUAAGGCAUCGGCCUCUACACCUCCGUGAAGUAUUGGGUGGGUGCAGGGCUGACCGCUCAUCUCAUCUGAUAUUGUACAAAUUAUAUUUGCCGGCUCCCUCAUUUCUUCUUUUAAUUCUUCUUCUUGUACAUAACAAAUAAUCUCUUCGAUUGAACUAAUAAGCCUACACACUGUUGGCUCUUCCACGUGCCCCUUAAAAUGGUAAACUGUGAAUGGAUUUGCUCACAGAUUGCUGCUGCUAUUUCAGCUUGACCUUCAUAUAAAAUCUUGAUGCAUUUUGAUGUUCA
Tripterygium wilfordii is the source of this 2096-nucleotide messenger RNA. RefSeq lists its product as uncharacterized. The record is from RefSeq and is a predicted model, not a curated record. The coding region runs from base 182 to 1837 and encodes 551 amino acids. NCBI's taxonomy places the organism in Eukaryota, Viridiplantae, Streptophyta, Magnoliopsida, Celastrales, Celastraceae. Gene Ontology annotation, molecular function: ubiquitin protein ligase activity. The transcript is spliced from 6 exons.